UUGGUCACAUUCAAGAUGGCUGUCGGGCGACGCUCUAGCUGCUCCCUGGCGGUGGUCUCUUCCUCUCUAUGGCAGUCGUUCCUCCGCGUGUCCGGCCUCAGGGCGGAAGCGGAAGCAGGCUGCCCGGAAGGAACCUGCCCGGAGAAGCGGCAGCGGCUGGAGCCGGAAGGGAGCGUGGCGGCCGCUCACAGGUGCAAUAACCGCAGGAGCUCGUGGCUUUGGGACGUUCGCGCAGCAGGCAUUUUCUAUAAAAUGGGAAUUUUUAUUGCACUUCUUGGAAUCUGGUUCAGCUCUUCUCUAGCAAAGGCAGAUUCUAAAGCAGUGACAACGUCCCUGACUACAAAGUGGUUGUCAACCCCUUUGUUACUGGAAGCAAGUGAAUUUUUAGCAGAAGAAGGUCAAGAGAAAUUCUGGACUUUUGUGGAAGCCAGUCAAGAUAUUAGAUCAUCAGAUCAUGGUGGUACUAAUUAUUCCUCUUACCAUGGAAUGCUGAAAGCAGCCUGCCAGAAUCUGUCACCACUACAGCAGAACUUGUUGAAGUUUUCCCUGUCUUUACGUUCCUAUUCUGCUACGAUUCAAGCCUUUCAGCAGAUAGCAGCAGACGAACCUCCACCAGUGGGUUGUAACUCAUUUUUUGCUGUGCAUGGGAAGAAGACUUGUGAAUUUGACACCCUUGAAAUCCUUUUACAAACAGCUUCAGAAAGGCUGAAGCCAUUUUUGUUCAAAGGAGAUCACAGAUUCCCCCUCUCAAACCCGGAAAGUCCUGUUGUCAUACUGUAUGCUGAGAUUGGCACUGAGGAGUUUUCCAAAUUCCACAAUCUGCUUGUUUCGAAAGCCAGUGCAGGAGAAAUCACUUACGUCCUCAGACACUAUGUUGCUAAUCCAAGUAAAGAAAAAGUCUACCUGUCAGGCUAUGGUGUGGAACUGGCUAUUAAAAGCACAGAAUAUAAGGCCAAGGAUGAUACCCAGGUGAAAGGUACGGAGGUGAAUGCUACAAUGAUAGGUGAAAAUGACCCUAUUGAUGAAGUGCAAGGAUUUCUCUUUGGAAAGCUAAGGCAGUUGUAUCCUGACUUGAAGGAAGAACUGAAGGAGCUUAGAAAGCAUCUUAUUGAAAGUACCAAUGAAAUGGCACCUUUAAAAGUAUGGCAGUUACAAGAUCUAAGUUUUCAAACCGCUGCUCGCAUCCUGGCUGCUCCCACUGUGGAUGCUUUGAUGGUCAUGAAAGACCUCAGUCAGAACUUUCCUACAAAGGCCAGAGCAAUAACGAAAACAGUUGUUUCCUCGGAACUCAGGACAGAAAUUGAAGAGAACCAAAAGUACUUCAAAGGAACAUUAGGAUUACAAUCUGGUGAUUCCGCCUUGUUCAUCAAUGGACUGCAUAUUGAUCUAGACACACAGGACAUAUUUAGCUUGUUUGACGUGUUGCGCAAUGAAGCUCGUGUUAUGGAGGGACUUCACAGUUUAGGAAUUGAGGGCCUUUCCUUGCAUAAUGUUCUAAAGCUAAACAUCCAGCCAUCAGAUUCAGACUAUGCUGUGGAUAUCAGAAGCCCUGCUAUUUCAUGGAUCAACAACCUUGAAGUUGAUAGCAGGUACAAUUCCUGGCCUUCUAGUGUGCAGGAACUGCUGCGCCCCACCUUUCCUGGAGUAAUCAGACAAAUCAGAAAAAACUUCCACAACUUUGUUCUUAUAGUGGAUCCUUCCCAUGAGAGUACAGCAGAAUUGCUUAACGUGGCGGAGAUGUUCUUCAGCAACCACAUCCCAUUGAGGAUUGGUCUGGUCUUUGUGGUUAAUGACUCAGAAGAUGUUGAUGGGCUACAAGAUGCUGGGGUUGCCCUUCUUAGAGCAUUUAAUUAUGUUGCGCAAGAAGUGGAUAAUAAUUAUGCCUUCCAGACUCUUAUAUCUAUAUAUAACAAAGUAAAAACUGGAGAUCAGCUGCAGGUUGAACAUGUGGUUAGCGUUCUCGAGAAGCAGUAUCCUUAUGUAGAAGUGAACAGCAUUCUGGGGAUUGAUUCUGUUUAUGAUCAAAACAGGAAGGAAGGCAGAGGGUACUAUGAGCAGACAGGUGUGGGACCUCUACCUAUUGUGCUGUUUAAUGGAAUGCCUUUUCAAAAAGAGCAGCUGGAUCCUGAUGACCUAGAAACCAUAACAAUGCAAAAAAUCCUGGAAACCACCAGCCUCUUCCAGAGAGCUGUGUACUUGGGUGAAUUGUCCAGUGAUCAAGAUGUGGUUGAAUAUAUCAUGAACCAGCCUAAUGUUGUUCCAAGAAUCAAUUCAAGGAUCUUGAUGUCUGACCGAGAGUACUUAGAUCUAACUGCCACGAAUAACUUUUUUGUGGAUGAUUAUGCUAGAUUUACUUUCUUGAAUUCCAAAGAUAAAACAGCUGCUGUAGCCAAUAGUAUGACCUACUUAACAAAGAAAGGAAUGUCCUCCAAGGAGAUCUAUGAUGAUUCUUUUGUUAGACCAGUUACUUUUUGGAUUGUUGGAGAUUUUGAUAAACCUUCUGGGAGACAAUUGUUAUAUGAUGCUAUCAAACAUCAGAAAUCCAGUAAUCAUGUCCGAAUUAGCAUGAUUAAUAACCCUAGUGAAGAUCCAGCCAACAAGAACACAGUCAUCACCAGGGCCAUAUGGGCAGCUUUACAGACACAAACGUCAAACAAUGCCAAGAACUUCAUCACUAAAAUGGCCAAAGAAGAGACAGCAAAGGCACUGGAGGCAGGAGCUGACAUCACAGAAUUUGCGGUUGGUGGUAUGGAUGUCAAUACUUUUAAAGAGGCCUUUGAAUCCCCCAAAGUGGAUUUUAUACUGUCUCAUGCCAUGUACUGCAGGGAUGUUCUUAAGUUGCAGAAAGGACAGAGGGCAGUGAUCAGCAAUGGAAGGAUUAUUGGCCCAUUAGAAGACAAUGAGCUGUUCAAUCAGGAUGAUUUCCACCUCCUAGAGAAUAUUAUACUGAAGACAUCAGGACAGAAAAUCAAAUCCCAUAUUCAGCAGUUGGGAGUAGAGGAAGAUCUUGCAAGUGACUUGGUAAUGAAGGUGGAUGCUCUUCUGUCUGCUCAGCCAAAAGGAGAGGCAAGGAUUGAAUAUCAAUUUUUUGAAGACAGAUACAGUGCAGUUAAACUGAGACCAAAGGAGGGAGAGACCUACUUUGAUGUGGUGGCUAUUGUUGAUCCAGCUACCAGAGAUGCUCAAAGACUUGCUCCAUUACUUAUGGUUUUGAACCAACUGAUAAACAUGAAUCUAAGAGUUUUUAUGAACUGCCAGUCCAAACUUUCUGACAUGCCUCUGAAAAGCUUUUAUCGCUACGUUUUGGAGCCCGAGAUUUCUUUCACAGCAGAAGACAACUUUGCUCCUGGUCCAAUUGCCAAAUUCUUGGAUAUGCCUCAGACUCCACUGUUCACUCUGAACCUAAACACCCCUGAGAGCUGGAUGGUGGAGUCUGUCAGAACUCCAUAUGACCUUGAUAACAUUUAUUUAGAGGAGGUGGAUAAUAGAGUAGCUGCAGAAUAUGAAUUGGAGUAUCUGCUUCUGGAAGGACACUGCUAUGACAUCACAACAGGACAGCCACCUCGAGGACUCCAGUUCACACUGGGAACUUCGGCCAAUCCUGUCAUUGUUGAUACCAUUGUGAUGGCCAACUUAGGCUACUUCCAAUUAAAAGCCAAUCCUGGGGCUUGGGUUUUGAGACUCAGAAAGGGGAGGUCUGAGGACAUCUAUAGAAUCUACAGCCAUGAUGGUACAGAUUCUUCACCUGAUGCCAGUGAAGUUACUGUUGUUCUCAACAACUUCAAGAGCAAAAUUAUUAAAGUGAAGGUUCAGAAGAAACUAGACAUGAUGAAUGAAGAUUUACUAAGUGAUGGAACCAAUGAGAAUGAGUCUGGAUUUUGGGAGUCUCUUAAGUGGGGAUUUACAGGUGGGCAGAAGAAUGACGAAGUGAAACAGGAUAAAGAUGAUGUGAUUAAUAUAUUCUCUGUGGCUUCAGGACACCUGUAUGAAAGAUUUCUCCGUAUAAUGAUGUUAUCUGUGCUGAAACACACUAAGACUCCAGUGAAAUUCUGGUUCUUGAAGAACUAUUUGUCACCUACAUUCAAGGAGUUCAUUCCAUAUAUGGCAGAGAAAUACAAUUUCCAGUAUGAGCUUGUCCAGUACAAAUGGCCCCGAUGGCUUCACCAGCAAACAGAGAAACAGCGCAUUAUCUGGGGUUACAAGAUCCUUUUUCUGGAUGUGCUGUUCCCACUGGUGGUUGAUAAAUUCCUGUUUGUGGAUGCUGAUCAGAUUGUGCGCACAGACCUCAAAGAGUUAAGAGACUUCAAUUUGGAAGGUGCACCAUAUGGCUAUACUCCAUUCUGUGAAAGCCGUAGAGAGAUGGAUGGCUACAGGUUCUGGAAGUCAGGAUAUUGGGCAAGUCACUUGGCUGGAAGAAAAUAUCACAUCAGUGCUCUAUAUGUUGUGGAUCUGAAAAAGUUUAGGAAGAUAGCUGCUGGAGACCGGCUAAGAGGACAAUAUCAAGGUCUGAGUCAAGAUCCUAACAGUCUUUCCAACCUUGAUCAGGAUUUGCCCAACAACAUGAUCCAUCAGGUGCCCAUUAAAUCACUACCCCAGGAGUGGCUUUGGUGUGAAACAUGGUGUGAUGAUUCUUCAAAGAAGAGAGCAAAAACUAUUGAUCUGUGUAAUAAUCCAAUGACCAAAGAGCCCAAGCUUCAGGCAGCCGUGCGCAUUGUCCCAGAGUGGCAGGACUAUGAUCAAGAAAUUAAACAGCUAUACAGUCGUUUCCAGAAAGAGAAAGAAUCAGGAACCCUUACUACAACAGAUGGGAUGAAACAGCAAAACAGAAAAGAUCUAGGCGCACAUGUGGAAUUAUGAUCCAUGGGGAAAAAUGAAGUUAGACUGUUCCAUAGACAAUUUUUAUAUCAAAUGCUAGUUUUUUUCCAGUAUGUCUGCAAAACUGCUGAAUAAUUGAAUGGGAUGAUGUAUGUGUUUAUUACUUGCCUUUGGGUUGAUUUCUGCAGAUGAAAUAGGAUCAAGGCUGCUGUUUUUGCACCUGUGUGGGGGAAAUGAAAGUGCUCACAGUGGAGUGUAGAAUUUCAGUAACAGACGUUCAAAGUACAUUGAAAAGCAGCAGGUCUGUUCCUCUAGCCGUUGCCACAUACAACCACUGCUGGCCACGAUUCUAUUAGCCACAGAUAUCUUACUCAAGAGCACAUGGAAAAUGCAUACUCAGUGAGCGGUGGGACAGCGAUAGCGUGAGUCCUUACCUCAAACAAAUGUUUUGAGAUGGAGCUAGUUUUUCCAGGCAACGUUAAGCUUGGAACCAUGCUUUGAACUGGUCUAAUGUUGCAAUUGCAAUUUUCAGAUGGUCCCUCUUCUACAAGGCUCUGUUCAUUAUGCCACUGAUUCUGUUACAGCACAGCAGUUUCAUUAUUUAAAUUGAGACAUAGCAACUGUUUCCUCACUCUUGAAGAGUUGCUCAGUGCAAAGCUACCCACACCAUUUAAAACCAAACAUUCACUUGCAGCUGUAUAUGCUAACAAGGUUAACAAUACUUUGCAACUGAUAUACAAAAAUCAGGAUUUGUUUUCUGACUUGCCCCUUCCUCCUAAAUUUAUUUAAAAGUGCCCUGUUUCUCCUUCUACACACCUUAACAUUUUUAAACAAAUCUGUAGGGCAUUAAUACUGCUGUGGUUCAUUGUUUUAUAAAUGUUUUUGCUGUUUAUGAAAAUCUGUGGAAGUUUUUGAUCAUGUAAAUUUCAUUUUUCUUCAAACACAAGAUGUCACAUCAAUAAAACCUUGAAGUCCUUA
Mauremys reevesii (Reeves's turtle) is the source of this 5793-nucleotide messenger RNA. RefSeq names its product UDP-glucose glycoprotein glucosyltransferase 1 (gene UGGT1). Gene Ontology annotation, molecular function: UDP-glucose:glycoprotein glucosyltransferase activity. Gene Ontology annotation, cellular component: endoplasmic reticulum. The transcript has 41 exons. The record is from RefSeq and is a predicted model, not a curated record. Lineage: Eukaryota; Metazoa; Chordata; Testudines; Geoemydidae. The coding region runs from base 16 to 4857 and encodes 1613 amino acids.